Molecule: messenger RNA, 1419 nt
Organism: Rotaria sordida
Lineage: Eukaryota; Metazoa; Rotifera; Eurotatoria; Philodinida; Philodinidae
Source: the annotation of a GenBank genome assembly
AUGAAAAAUUGGGUUAAAGUUAGUGAAAUUCUUCGGAAUGUUAAUACACCAAAGAUUCAUUCAAUGUAUGCUAAAGCACGAGAAAAUGAAGGAAGAUUUAAAGAAGCAUGUGCUGCUUAUAUGAGAGCAGCUAAAAACAAUGCAUUCAAAAUUCAACUUAAUCAAUUAAAAUCUCCUGAACAAGCUGUUAAAAUUGUUCGUGAAACUCAAAGUAUUGAAGGUGCAAAAAUGGUUGCAAGAUUUUUUGAAUCAAUUAAUGAUUAUAGUUCUGCAUCACAAUUUCUUGUUUUAUCAAAAUGUUAUAAUGAAGCUUUUACUAUGGCACGACAAAAUGGCCUUAUGGAACUCUAUGCUCAAGUUAUUGAAAAACUUCUUAAAGAUGGUUGUGAUAUUCCAUUAGAUGAUCUUGAAGGUGCAGCAAUAUUUUUUCAAAAUCAAAAUAAUCAUUUACUUGCUGGAAAAUUUUUUAUGUUUGCACAAAAUUAUGAGCGAGCAUUAACACAUUUAAUGCGUUGUACUGGUUCAAAUGAAAGUAAAGGUAUUGAUUUAGCUAUAACAUGUGUUGGAAAAGCACGUAGUCAACAAUUAACACAAAGAUUACUUGAAUAUCUACUUGGAGAAAAAGAUCAAAUACCAAAAGAAGCAAAAUAUCUUUUCCGAUUUUAUUUAAGUUUGGGUCAAUAUGUAGAAGCAUCAAAAACAGCUAUUAUAAUUGCUCAACAAGAUCAAGAAUCAGGAAAUUAUCGAAGUGCUCGUGAUGUUCUUUUUACAAUGCAUCAAGAACUUAAAGCACAACAUACAGCUAUACCAUUUGAAAUGGCUAAUAGUUUAAUGUUAUUACAUAGUUAUAUUCUUGUUAAAAUUCAAAUUAAACUUAAUAAUCAUAAUCGUGCAGCUCGACUUCUUAAUCGUGUUGCACAUAAUGUUAGCAAAUUUCCAGCUCAUAUUGUUCAAAUUUUAACAACAACAGUUAUUGAAUGUCAAAAAGCAGGAAUGAAUAAUUCAACAUUUAAUUUUUCACUUAUACUUAUGAGACCCGAAUAUCGUGAACAAAUUGAUCCGAAAUGUAAGAAAAAAAUUGAAGCACUUGUUCGAAAACCAGAUAAAAGUGAAAGUGAAGAAGAUUUUUCUCAGUGUCUACAUUGUCAUCAACGUGUACCUGAUUAUGAAUUAUUAUGUCCAAGUUGUCAACUUGCAUUACCUUAUUGUAUUGUUACUGGAGUUCAUGUUAUUCGAGAAGAUUUAUGUUUAUGUCCAUCAUGUAAUUUUCCGGCAAUUUAUUCAGAAUUUUUAAAAUAUCUGAGUACAGAUGAUAUAUGUCCAAUGUGUACAACAAAAAUUGAUGCAUCACGUAUUAUGAAACUUGAUAGUGGAGCAGCCGUAGAUAGUUUUCUUACACAAUCAUCGGAUAUGUCUUGA